UUCUCUCCAAGCCAAACCAUCUGUUGUUUUCCAUUUGAUCUUUGUCUUCUGACACCAUGUUUCCCCAGUCGUAACGGAACAGAUCCAUCAUCCAUCCUGCAAAUGAUGGGCACGGCUUGAAGAAAAGGUCCAAAAAGUGCGAAGCAAAGAGAAACAAACGCAAGAAGCAACAUCUUGAUGGAAGGUCUGGGACCAGACAAACAAGAAACCUGCGCACUUCUUCUUCAGCUCUUCUUUCCUCCUUCCCAACUUUUAUACGAUCAGCUGGAGAAGGGGUUCUUCCGAGAAAGAAAGCAACUUCAACACAUCCAUCACUUUAGCCAUAAAAUUUUAUUUUCGCCCCUCCGAAAAGGAGCCAUCAAUAAAAAAGCCUCACCAUAACAAUGUUUCGAUCUGUGCUACUACUCCCGUUAUUGGUCGCAUCGGCAUGUGAUGCUUUUGUCCUUCAGCCGUCCACAACCAGCAAGGCUGGUAGGACGACAAUUCUGUCUGCCUCCCAUACAGACGAUGAACUCAAUAACCUGGAGGAAGCUCGUGCCAAUUUUGAGUUUUUGAUGCAAACCAAAGGAUUGCUACGAGACGAUGCGGAUCUGCCCUUGCCCCACAACAAGGACGACUACACUCCACGUCCAUUGACUGAAAGCAGUCGCCAUCGUCGCGAGUUGGAAAUGGAACUUCUCCAAAGUCUGCAAGACAGCGACGAUGCCGUGGAAGAGCUCAUGGGAUUGUGGAUGGUAGAACGUGGCAUGGAAGCGGGAGAAGCCUUGCAGGCAAUGGAAAUGGCGUGUUCGCCGGGUCUCCUCAAAGAAGAAGCCAUUCUACGAGAGUUGCUGGAUGAAUUUGGUGUGCAUUGGGCGGAAGUGGUCAGUCGCUUGGCAUCGCUCAAGUACUUUCAAGGCAACACGCCGGAAUCCAAGCAAUGGACUGAGAUUGCCUUGGCGGUGAAACCAUGGCAUUUCGAAGUCAUUCACACAUGUGUGCUCAAUGCCCUGAGAGAACAAGACUUGGGCGCAGCAGUUCGAUGGCAACGAAAAGCACUCCCGCCCUUGAACCCCGACACGAACAACAGAGCACGCAAAGCAUGGGUCCGACAAGCCUUGAAGUAUGCCCAAGAAUCCAUGGACAAGGCUGAAGCAGCAGCCGCCGAGAAGAAGAAACCCAGGAGCUUUUUGAAAGAAAAUGAAAUCUGGCAAUAAACACAGAGCACAUCAAGUAGGCAAGGCCCCAGAGCAGGGUGGAGAGGACAAUGGAAAGGUUUUUCUUUUUCUCACAUCCAAUGAUUCGAUUCAAUCUACAAUCUGCUCGAGGCGGUCGCGUACAAAGGACGCAACAACCUGCACAACGAAUGCCCAAUCUACGCUGAGGGCUCUUCUUGUCGUGAGAGAGAAGCUCACAACAAGAGAGCCAGGAGCUGGCAGGGAAAAGAGAAACAACCUUUCAUAGACAAAUCACAACUAAUAGAGUUUCUCGUUUCAUUUG
Molecule: messenger RNA, 1479 nt
Organism: Seminavis robusta
Lineage: Eukaryota; Bacillariophyta; Bacillariophyceae; Naviculales; Naviculaceae
Source: the annotation of a GenBank genome assembly